Molecule: messenger RNA, 3841 nt
Organism: Mirounga angustirostris (Northern elephant seal)
Lineage: Eukaryota; Metazoa; Chordata; Mammalia; Carnivora; Phocidae
Gene: ACTL7B
Product: actin like 7B
Exons: 1
Coding region: 203-1456 (417 amino acids)
Cellular component (GO): nucleus; cytoplasm
Source: RefSeq, a predicted model, not a curated record
GUCGAGUGAGGUGGAUGGCGGUGGGGGUGGCAGAUCAAGGGCCUGCCAAGGCCAAGCCCUCCCCGGGGCUGCCAGAAUGGACCAGCCGUCAGUGACAUCACAAUCCUGAGGGGUUGCCGAGGCACUGCUGGAGGGGGACCGUCUUAUUUCUCCCCACGGAGCUCUAGGAUGUGGAUGUGAGAAAGGUGAGCCAAGAAGGAAGAUGGCAACGAGGAGCAGCCCUAGCCCCAUGCCUCUGGGCACGGCUCAGGGUGACCCCGGAGAGGCAGGAACACUGCCAGGUCCCGAUGCUGGCAUCCGGGACACGUGUUCGGCAGCUCAGCUGAAGAUGAAGCCCAGGAAGGUGCGCAAGAUCAAGGCCCUCAUCAUCGACCUGGGCUCCCAGUACUGUAAGUGUGGCUACGCGGGCGAGCCGAGGCCCACCUACUUCAUCUCCUCCACUGUGGGCAAGCACUGCUCUGAGGCGGCGGAUGCUGGUGACACUCGCAAGGAGACCUACGUGGGCCACGAGCUGCUCAACACGGAGGCGCCCCUGAAGCUGGUGAACCCGCUCAAGUACGGCAUCGUGGUGGACUGGGACUGCGUCCAGAGCAUCUGGGAGUACGUCUUCCACACAGCCAUGAAGAUCCUCCCCGAGGAGCAUGCGGUGCUGGUCUCGGACCCCCCCCUCAGCCCCAGCAGCAACCGGGAGAAGUACGCGGAGCUCAUGUUCGAGACCUUUGGCAUCCCUGCCAUGCAUGUGACGUCCCAGUCGCUGCUGUCCAUCUACUCCUACGGCAAGACCUCGGGCCUGGUGGUGGAGAGCGGGCACGGCGUCUCGCAUGUGGUGCCCAUCUCGGAGGGCGACGUGCUGCCGGGCCUGACGGGCCGAGCCGACUACGCUGGGAGCGACCUCACCAACUACCUGCUGCAGCUGCUCAACGAGGCCGGCCACAAGUUCACGGACGACCACCUGCACAUCAUCGAGCACAUCAAGAAGAAGUGCUGCUACUCGGCACUCCUGCCCGAGCAGGAGCUCGGCCUGUGCCUGGAGGAGAUGCGCGUGGACUACGAGCUCCCCGACGGCAAGCUCAUCACCAUUGGCCGGGAGCGCUUCCAGUGCGCCGAGAUGCUCUUCAAGCCCACCCUGGUGGGCAGCAACCAGCCGGGCCUCCCCGCGCUCGCGGCCGCCUGCCUGGAGCGCUGCCAGGAGGCGGGCUUCGAGGAGGAGAUGGCGGCCAACGUGCUGCUGUGCGGUGGCUGCACCAUGCUGGAUGGCUUCCCCGAGCGCUUCCAGAGGGAGCUGAGCCUCCUCUGCCCCGGGGCCAGCCCUGCGGUGUCUGCUGCUGCGGAGCGGAAGACCUCCGUGUGGACCGGCGGCUCCAUCCUGGCCUCCCUGCAGGCCUUCCAGCAGCUCUGGGUCAGCAAGGAAGAGUUCGAGGAGCGGGGCAGUGCGGCCGUCUACGGCAAGUGCUGAGCGGCGGGGCCCUGACAGGCGGGGCCUGGUGGGCAGGCGGCCUGCGACCGCUCUACGCAUCCACAGAAGUUCGCAUAAAGCCUCCCCGUGCAGUCGUCUGGUCCAGUCUGGGUUUCUUGCUCUCGUCCCGCAGCCGGGGGAGGCGGGCGAUGUGGGCGGAGCCAUCUCCGCUCCUUUUGCUCGGCUGGGUCCGCAGUACCGGGAGGGCUGGGGAGGGUGCGCUGUGGCUCAGCCCCCAUCGCGAGGGGGACAUCCCAGGACCCGGAGUGCUGUUAGCUCCCCCGAGCUCGAAACCCAGCCCAGCAGGCAGAUCGCUUGCUCGCGCGGACCAAGAGGCAAACGAAGCCCCCUGUUAAGUGGUGGUGGGCGACUUAGCCAGGGGCCAGACUCCUGUUUCUUGCCCUGGUGGUCCCACAUCUUCCCACUGCUGCUCCUUGCUGGAUCUCCCCAGGCGCGCUCACUAACCGCACCCCCCCCCCCAACCGGCCCUUUUCAAAGGUGUAGCCCAUGCGUGUGCGUCCUCUGAUUGUGAGCAGCCAUUUCUGCCUCUUCUGGGCCCUACCCCUUCCAACCCCGGCCAGACUGAGCUGUUUCUGCGCUGGCAAAGCCAAGCCACCGAGGCCAGAGGAUGCCAGAGGAUGCCAGAGGAAACCGGAAAGCCCUUUGGAAAUCACGUGAUUCUCUCCCUGCAGGAGAGACGCAGGGAACUGGAGGACCGGGAGGGAGGGGCCUAGUCUUCUGAGCCAGGCCAUGAUUAUUUCCAGAAGCGUAGACAUGGUUGCUCUAGGGGGUGGGCUGCUGUAACAAAAGACCACAGACCAGGUGGCUUCUAAACAACAGAAAUUUAUUUCUGGAGGCUGGGAGUCCAAGAUCAGGUUGCUAGCAUGGCUGGGUUCUGGUGAAAGCCCUCUUCUGGGUUCUGGUUGCGCGCACCGUGCUGUGUUCUCACAGGGCGGAAGGGAUAGGGAACGAGGCCUUUAACAGAGGCACUAAUCCCAUUCAUGAGGGCUGCCCUUAUGACCCAGUCACUUCUCAAAAGCCCCACCUCAUACCGUUACCUAGGGCACUAGGCUCUCAACAUGUGAAUUGACCACAGGGACCAGUAGGGGUCGGGGUGGGACAUUCAGUCUGUAGUGGUUCUUAAUGGUUAGCAGCCAUGACCAGAAUGUGACCCUUCCCUCGGGAUCACACACAGCUAGUGGGGGAUUCGGUGGUCACCCAUGUUGGUAAGGAGACGAGUCCGGAGCUGUGUUUCUGGGGGUGGGAAGGUGGAGGUGGUCCUGGAAAGCUGUAAAGAGAGAAGUGCUGGGCGUGGUGGCCACUUGGUGGCUUCAGGGUAAGGGAGAAGCUGGUGAGUCCUGUGAGAUUGCAGCUCAGGGAUGACCGUCUGCCUAGAGGAGGGUGGCUCCCGCCUCUUUGCCCAGCCCCCCCCUGCUGAUGGAGCCCAUGGCCAAGCGUCUGCGGGGUCAGACACUGGUGAGCUGUGGGAGCUGAUGGGCUCCCGAAUGGUCCUGAGCUGCCUCUUACCUUAGACAGGAGUCCUGAUUCGGGGCACCGGGCAAGGCUGCGUCUGUCCCGGCCCGUGCUGGAGGCCGCGGGCUUGCGAAAGAACCAGCCGCGGUCUUUCAUUGCCCAAUGCCUGGCCAUUAAGUCCUUCCCCAUAGCCCAGAACUGGGUUUCUAGCCCGGGGUUGGAGUCCCCGUGGGGCUAGGCAGGGACCCGCGCUCUUUCCUGGGGGAGGGGGGUUGCAGACUGGGGGCUGCAGGUCGAUGGUGCCAGGAGGCACAUUACCGUUUGGCCGGCACAGUGUAUGCGUGUUUUCCUGAAUGCGGGUUCUUUCAGUGGGGCUCGCAGGCUCAGGUUGCUCCCGUUUCUCCCACCCUGAUCUCUUCACGCGUACCUGCUGCUGCAGCAUCUUUUGCUUAAUUAGCCGGCAUUCUUCUCUAUUGCUCGUGCUCCAAGAACCUUUGAUAAAUACUAAUCCUAACAUCCUGAUGAGCUACAGACAGGGAAACAGAGGAAAGUGCCGUGCCCCAAAUCACAGGCAGUAAGCUAGGGCUACACAGAAACCCUCUUCCACAUGUUGGUCUUGGAGAUCUCCAAAAACCAUGCCUCUUCCUCGCUCUCCAUCUCUUCCUUGCUCCCCAUCUCUUCCUUGCUCCCCACAUCCUCAGCACCUUUCCUCUCCACAGUCAACCGCCUCACUGCCUCCUCUCCUGGUCCUCUCCUCGCUAAUGGUAGAGGCUGUAGAAACACUUCAUCCUUGACAUGAAUUUAUCCAAGCUCAUCACAGACACAACAGAAGAUUUAAUUUUGGCAGAAAACUACAGGUCAGUGAUUUCCCUCUUAAAAUGACCAACCAAACGUGCGCUUGUCUCCUCUCCC